Molecule: messenger RNA, 2082 nt
Organism: Sugiyamaella lignohabitans
Lineage: Eukaryota; Fungi; Ascomycota; Dipodascomycetes; Dipodascales; Trichomonascaceae
Gene: CDC5
Product: polo kinase CDC5
Exons: 1
Coding region: 1-2082 (693 amino acids)
Biological process (GO): regulation of cytokinesis; regulation of protein localization to mitotic spindle pole body; mitotic cell cycle
Cellular component (GO): spindle pole body; spindle pole; nucleus
Molecular function (GO): ATP binding; protein kinase activity; protein binding
Source: RefSeq, a predicted model, not a curated record
AUGAUAUAUGCCGCUAAGACGGUGGCUAAAGCGUCGCUGAAGUCUAGUAAGACUAAGGAGAAACUACUGGCCGAAAUCAAGAUCCACAAGAGUAUGCACCACCCUAAUAUUGUGCAGUUUGUAGACUGUUUUGAAGACGACGACAAUGUAUAUAUACUGCUAGAGAUUUGUGAGAAUCAAAGUUUAAUGGAGAUGCUACGAGCUCGUAGUAGACUCACUGAGGAAGAGACAAAGUAUUACAUUGUACAAAUUCUAGGAGCAGUUCGUUAUAUGCAUAAACGCAGAGUUCUUCAUAGAGACUUGAAGCUGGGUAACAUAUUUAUUGGCGACAACAUGGAUGUGAAAAUCGGUGAUUUCGGUCUUGCUACUGUUCUUGCAUCGGAUAGUGACAGGAGGAGAACUAUUUGUGGUACCCCCAACUACAUAGCUCCAGAGGUGCUAUUCGGAAAGAAGGUCGGCCAUAGCUAUGAAGCAGACAUCUGGUCCGUGGGUAUUAUUCUGUACACCAUGUUAUUUGGCAAACCGCCAUUUCAAACCAAGGAGAUUGAAGAUAUCUACGAUCGUAUUGCUAAUCUAAGUUAUUCGUUCCCAGAAAAGGUCAAAGUCAGUGAAGAUGCCAAGGACUUGAUAAGAAAACUGCUGGUUACAGAUCCAGUAGAAAGACUGUCAAUUGAAAAGGUCCUUGAACAUCCAUUUUUCGAAUACCAGUUCCCAGCCAUGGUUCCAUCAUUUGCAUUGACCAAGAAACCUAUUUAUGCUGCCAUGACCGAGCAUGAUGCCCGCAAAAACUUUAUUAACUGUCAGGUUCAAGCCAAGAUAAGACUUGCUGAGAGUACAGAGGUUGCUUCAACCGAUGUCAAGCCCAUCAAGAUCGACGAACGAGCUGCUACAAGUGCACAGAACUCACAAACCGAAAAUGGACCUGCUGCUGUACUGCCCACAUCGCUAUCACCUGCGUCUACCAAGGACAAGUAUAAGAUGGUCAUUGUUCCACGAAAGAGUGGACUCGAUCUGAAGCAGCAACAACAGCAGAAACUGAAGCUGACAGGAGAAUACGCCGGAAAGGCUGUUGAAGGAAACAAACAAACUGCUGAGCAGAAUCAGGAUAGAGCAUAUGACCGUCAUUCGGCCAGUCCUCGACCACGAUGGACUCGAGCUGUCACUGCACUUGCUACUGGUAACAGAAACCAGACCGACAAACAAGUUGCUGUCGAGCAACGAGUAACAAGAUCCGCUACCGCACCUCCUAAAACCGGCCAGACCAACACAGCCAGUCGUACCGCCGUGGCAGCAGCAGCUGCAGCAGCAGCAGCACCAGCAGCAUCAGCAGUAUCAGGAAGAACGACUCAUGACGGAAAAUCCAUGCUCUACCGUACACUAAAGACCCUGACAAUAGCAAUCAACAGCUACGAGUCGAAAGAAACACUGGCCCCUGCGCAAUCCAGUCCACGGGUACCGGCGGUGUUUAUCAGCAAAUGGGUCGACUUCUCCGACAAGUACGGCCUGGCAUACCAAACCUCAGAAUCCAAUGACGGUGUAUUAUUUCGCAACGGCACAGUUCUUCUGAUGAACCCGGAAAAUGAGACGUAUCUGAUGCUCGACAAAGACGACACCACUGAGAAACCGUUAGUAUGUAAAUGGACAGGAAAAGCUAUCUACCCCAGUACGGAAAACGCCAGUGAGCACAAAGUGAUUCGACUAAUCAACACGUUCCACCGAUAUAUGCAAGAUCAUUUACAGAAGAGUAACUACGGCAUCCAACGAGCAUCGGACGACCUUUCGGUGAACCCAGUAUUUGUGACCUACUACGAGCGUCAGCCCGAGUACGUGAUGCUGUGCUUGAACAACGGAACUUUCCAAUUCAACUUCCCGGACCACAUGAAACUCAUCGUCUCAAGCGGAGCCAGUCAAAUCGAUCUCAUUGACAACGACCAGCGACUGCACACCUGGAGCAUCCAAGAAGCACUGGCCUUCACCCACCGAGCCCAGCACAAAAAGCUGGUCUCCGACCCGGCUUACACACUUAUCCACAAGCUCGCCAUGUGCCGGACUGCUGUCAAGAAAGAGUACAACAGCCUAUAA